Hemisphaericaspora subhashii is the source of this 1176-nucleotide messenger RNA. RefSeq names its product O-phospho-L-serine:2-oxoglutarate transaminase (gene SER1). The transcript has a single exon. The record is from RefSeq and is a predicted model, not a curated record. NCBI's taxonomy places the organism in Eukaryota, Fungi, Ascomycota, Pichiomycetes, Serinales, Debaryomycetaceae. Gene Ontology annotation, biological process: L-serine biosynthetic process. The coding region runs from base 1 to 1176 and encodes 391 amino acids. Gene Ontology annotation, molecular function: O-phospho-L-serine:2-oxoglutarate transaminase activity; pyridoxal phosphate binding. Gene Ontology annotation, cellular component: cytoplasm.
AUGUCCAGAACAUUAGAACGUGAAGAACCAAACUACUUUGGUGCUGGUCCAGCGUUAUUACCAACUUCAGUUUUACAACAAGCUGCUUAUGAUUUAAUCACUUAUGAAACUGAAGCCAUUGGUAUUGGUGAAAUUUCUCAUCGUUCAAAACCUGCCAUAAAAGUAAUUGAUGAUACCAAAGAUAAUAUCAAGACAUUAUAUAGUAUCCCAGAUACUCAUGAAGUCUUUUUUAUGCAAGGUGGAGGAACUACUGGGUUUUCAUCAAUUGCAUAUAAUUUAAUUGCUAAUUUUGCUAAAAAGACAGGAAAGAAGGGAAAAGCCGCUUAUGCAAUUACUGGUUCUUGGUCUAAGAAAUCAGCUGAAGAAGCUGAAAGAUUAGGAUUUGAUGUUGAUAUUGUUGUGAAUACAAAGCCAACCAAAUUUUCCACAAUCCCACCUUAUUCUGAAUGGAAACCUAUUGAUAAAGAAAAUACUGCAUAUCUUUACGUAUGUGAUAAUGAAACUGUUCAUGGGGUUGAAUUUAAGGAUACCCCAUCACAAGAUUAUUUACCUGAUGGUGUUGAAUUAGUUGCUGAUAUGUCUUCAAAUGUCUUAUCCAAAAAAAUCGAUGUUUCUAAAUAUGGUUUAAUUAUGGCUGGUGCCCAAAAAAACAUUGGAUUGGCAGGAUUAACAAUUUAUAUCAUUAAGAAAUCCUUAUUGGAACAAGCUACCGAUGCUGAAUUAAGAGCAAUGAAUAUCCCAGUUGUCCCAAUUGCAUUCCAUUAUCCUACGGUUGUUUCAAAUAAUUCUGCCUAUAAUACAAUUCCAAUUUUCACUUGUCAUAUUUUGAAAUUGGUAACCGAUAAAUUAAUCGAACAAGGUGGAAUUGACGCAAUUGAAAAAGUUAAUGCCGAAAAAGCUGAGAUUUUAUAUAAUGCCUUACAAGCAUACCCUGAAUUUUAUAGUUUACCAGUCACUGAUGCCAAUGCAAGAUCUAGAAUGAAUGUCGUGUUUAGAUUGCCUAGUGAAGAAUUGGAAGCUAAGUUCGUUAAAGAGGCUGCUGCGAAGAAAUUAACUGGAUUAAAAGGACAUAGAUCUGUUGGUGGAAUGAGAGCUUCUAUUUAUAAUGCGGUUAGUUUGAAGAGUGUUCAAUUGUUGGUGGAUUUCGUUAAUGAAUUUGCUAAAGCAAACGCUUAG